Messenger RNA from Acomys russatus (golden spiny mouse), 1553 nucleotides. RefSeq names its product spindlin family member 4 (gene Spin4). The record is from RefSeq and is a predicted model, not a curated record. The transcript has a single exon. Bases 504 to 1253 code for a protein of 249 amino acids. Gene Ontology annotation, cellular component: nucleoplasm; cytosol. Lineage: Eukaryota; Metazoa; Chordata; Mammalia; Rodentia; Muridae. Gene Ontology annotation, biological process: regulation of DNA-templated transcription; gamete generation.
CAAAAAUCCCGGUUCCGCAGAUUGGCCGAGCUGACAAGCGCUGCCAAGACCAGGCCGCGCAAACUGCUGGGAGACGUGCGGCUGCCUGCACUUUCUUCGUUGCUGCAACCAUCCCUGUUGUCGCUUGUCUACGUUUACUGUCGUCUUCUUCUCAGUUGCCGUUCUGCAACCGCAGCAGCAUUGACUACAACAGUAAGUGGUGGAUUCUGGCUGGGACUUGGGCUUGGGAGUCAGGGAAGGCGCCAGGCGCGGACUGAACGAACCCGGGAGCCCGCCAUCUCCCUCUAGCCAUCACUGUUGCGAUCUCCCCUCCCAGAAAGAGGAGAAAGCUCUAGUGAGAGGAACUCUCUGUCUCAGUUCCCAGCCAGUUAGCUCGUUUCUGACAAAAAUCUAAAGAGAGGACGGACAUAGUCUCUCAGAUCGCAAAAAAUUGGACUGUGUCGACUAUUUGUCAGCUCGUUAAGCCAAAGGCAGCUUUGCUUUGGCCACCUAAGCCUUGAGCCAUGUCUCCUCCGACUGUGCCUCCGACUGGGGUAGAUGGUGUGUCCGCUUACCUGAUGAAGAAAAGGCACACUCACAAGAAACAGCGGCGUAAGCCCACUUUCCUCACUCACAGGAACAUCGUGGGCUGCCGCAUUCAACACGGCUGGAAAGAAGGCAAUGAGCCAGUGGAGCAAUGGAAGGGUACUGUGCUCGAGCAGGUUUCCGUGAAGCCCACUCUGUACAUAAUUAAAUAUGACGGCAAAGACAGUGUGUACGGACUAGAACUGCACAGAGACAAGAGAGUUUUAGCUCUGGAAAUUCUUCCUGAAAGAGUUCCUUCUCCUCGCAUCGAUUCUCGCCUGGCAGAUUCCCUGGUUGGGAAGGCAGUCGGACAUGUGUUCGAAGGUGAGCACGGUAAGAAAGAUGAGUGGAAGGGCAUGGUGUUGGCGCGAGCCCCCAUAAUGGAUACUUGGUUUUACAUCACCUACGAGAAAGAUCCGGUCCUCUAUAUGUACACCCUGCUGGAUGACUACAAAGAUGGUGACCUGCGUAUUAUUCCAGAUUCCAACUACUAUUUCCCUGCAGCGGAGCAGGAGCCUGGGGAGGUGCUCGACAGCCUUGUGGGCAAGCAGGUGGAACACGCCAAAGACGACGGAUCCAAGAGAACUGGCAUUUUUAUCCAUCAGGUGGUGGCCAAGCCAUCUGUCUACUUCAUUAAGUUUGAUGAUGAUAUUCACAUCUAUGUCUAUGGUUUGGUGAAAACUCCCUAAGUUUAUAGUACUCUUUGCAAAACUUGUGGAACUAUUAGGGGUAAAAUAGUUUCUCAAAGUGAUGUGUUUUGAGAACAAUUUUGAUGUCAAAAGUUCAGAACAGUGGAUAAAUCUUAUUGUGCCUCCACAUUGACUAUUUCCCAGUUUUGACCUCUGUUUAUGUUGGUAAUUUCGCUGUUUAUUUGUUUUGUAGUUGAAAAUUUAGAUUGGUUGCUAAGAGGAAGAAAACGAAAAGUGUUUGGAUCCACUGAAACAAUUCAAAAGUAGAUAAACUGUGUAACAUGUCUUUUACUCCCUUCC